Cercospora beticola is the source of this 513-nucleotide messenger RNA. RefSeq lists its product as uncharacterized. NCBI's taxonomy places the organism in Eukaryota, Fungi, Ascomycota, Dothideomycetes, Mycosphaerellales, Mycosphaerellaceae. The record is from RefSeq and is a predicted model, not a curated record.
AUGUCAGCUGCCGUUCGCGAUACAGAAUCGAACCUCUCCGAGCCGGAUCCGAGACCAGGUCUCGGCCACUGCAUCGCCAUCUCAAUAAUCAUAUUCGUCGCCGGACUUCUCUUACCACUAGCCUUCUCUUUCUCGUCGACGAUCAAGCAGGUCGCCUACUGCGACCUUUGCAAGCCACAACCUGGCGACUCGGACCAAGAGUACACUGAGGAGAUCCGCAAAGCAGGCUGGAGAAUCAGGAAGGUUCUCUUUUCCGCAUACAUCAUUGGCUGUUCGGCGAUCUUCGCGGUCACUUUCACUCAGACUCCGGAUUUAGACACUUAUAGUCGAGCAUUGAAAGCGAGCGUCGGCGCUUUUGUUGGUACCAUGAUGACGGAGGUCAUCAUCGCCUUUGGUGUCUGCAUCGUGGUCAAGCAUCGUCACGUGCUUGAAGUGGGUAAAGCUUGCAGAAGGACACCGCACGACAGUGUUGAGACAUUUGAGCGGGUAGACUCCGGUCGAGCGGUGCAGUGA